GACAAGUUGACAACUCACCUCAGGCAAGCUGAGGAAAUCUCGCAGUCAAAUCUCCAGGGCCUGCCCACUGCCCGGGCGAAUGCGCAUGAGUAUGCGUAGCAAAGCGCCCCCGCGCCCGCGAGACGAAUCCCCUCCAGCUGGACGUAAGGCGCAUGUGCACCUGCCUGACAUCAUGGGGGAUGUGGUUUUUCUUACUGUCGGCGCCAAGUUUGACCUCCCAAUAUAUCCCGAAAGGCAACGAGGCGCUCGCUAUUUGGACCAGUCUGUUGACUGCAGUCAUUUGGGCCAACUGGGUUGUACCAUGGCUUCAGGUGGUGGAGAUGAAAACCCUUUCAGAACGAAUCCAGCUAAAGUGCAUAAAAAUCGUUGUAGGCACCCCUCAAGACCAGUCACAGAGGAAGGCGUUGUCCAGGAGACUGAGGAUGUCUUCAGAAGUUACGUCUUCUUCCGGUACCAAUCGGAGAGGGAUGAAGGAGAGAAUGUCCCAGAAGAUCCAGAGAUAACAGAGAUGCAUCAGCCUCCUGAAAAUACUCCAACUCUGGUGGGCCGGCAACUUGCUCUUAUUGGAGAUGACAUCAAUCGCAGAUAUGAUCUAGAGUUCCACAAUCUGCUGUCAACCCUGCCACUCAAUGCAGAGAAUGCCUACGACUACUUCCGGAAAAUAGCUGAUGGGCUUUUUGAAAGUGGCAUAAACUGGGGCCGUGUGAUAGCUCUGUUAGGAUUUGGCUAUCGAAUGGCUGUUUACGUCUUCCAGAAGGGUAUGAAAGGAUUCCUGAGUCAAAUUGCAAAAUUCAUUGCAGAGUUUGUAUUGAGAAAUAGAAUUGCAAGAUGGAUUGCAGCUCAAGGAGGCUGGAGAGCAGCCCUGGAGUUGGAUAAUAUUUAUAUCAAGUGGAUGCUUGGGAUUCUGGCUGUAGUUCUGGUUGGUGUAUUCGUGGUCCAUAAGUUUUACAAAUCUUAGUACAAGGAUCUCUGCUGGAGCAGGCCUCUAGCCUUGGACUAUAAAAACAGAUUCUUUUAGUGACAAUUUACAUCUAUAUAAUUGUGAAAACUUGCUACUGAUCAUGAAUAGGAGAUACUUAGCCAGAAAUUCCAACUGCUGUCCAUCAAAUUGCCAAAUGCAACAGUAAUCAUUUGAUAUGAAAGAAUAUUGAGUCUCAGCUGGCCCAUUUUGUGCAGGUCAGUUUUAUGCUCAGCUACAGUUCCCCAUUUUGUAUCCAUAUACCUUGCUUUAAAGGCCACACUGGCAAAACUGAAGACCCCUGGUUCUCAUCUCCUCUUCUGAAUCUUGUUCCUGUAGGAACAGCAUUUAUAUGCUGAGUCAUGAAGCUAUGGCCAGCAAGUGGAAUACCUUGUAUGUUUAAAACAAUUAUAGAAUGCAAUGAAUGGAAAUUUUGGCCAUGGCCUAGUUAGUAACUAGAAGGCAAAUUGCUCCAUUCACCUUUGUAUAUAAAAGAGCUUUGUUUUAGCAGAGCAGUUUGUUCCUUGCUUAACGCUUGGAAAUCGUCUUUGUGGCUCCCACUAAGAGCACUUUCAUACUGUUCUCUUCAAAAUACACUCCUCACUGUAAUGCACUUUCUAUGACUCCUAUCCUAAUGAGCUGCAUAUUGUAUAUGAACAGUAACACUGGAGGAGACUACCCCAUAGCAUACACAGCAGAAACUAAAUUCAAAUUUCAAAAAUGACUAGAAAUGCAGCUAUGGCAAAACUAGGAGUCUGUUUGUCAUGGAAUUGUUUAUAAAUGGUUGUAGCAUCACAGAAAUGCAUGUGUCCAGCGAUAUUUGUGAUCAGUGAGUUGUUUGUAAUCUGGUUUAAAAUCACAUAGUAUUUGGGAAUAGUAACAGCCUGAAUUUGAUGAAUUGUGCUGCUGAGACUAAAGUUUUCAAAUGUCCCUCAGGGGCUGUCAGGUUAAAUUCUAAGUAAAUUAAAAAGAACACCUUAGCCUGUUUUAUGUACAUUUGAGACUUUCUGAUUACAGACAUUGUUAUCAUGUAAUGGUAGAAAUACAACCUGUGGGCUCUGAACAGUUGACAAUGUAAUAAUUUUCCAAUGCUAACACUUGGUUCGUCCUUGUCUUUUUGGUACUUUAACAUCUGGGGCUUAUCACAUAAAAAGCACUAGUUCAUGGGGAAGCCAGCCUGAAGUUUGGGAUGGGGUGGAGGGAGGAAUACUGCAUAGCAAUGUGCAGGUUGAAAUGGUCAGUUAGUGCAACUACUCAUUGCAGGUGAAACUGAUAUGCAAAACUUAAGAGCAGUUUCAUCUGCACUGAGGAGCAAAAUCUAUCAUUAUUGGGUGUGGGAGUGAGAGAAAAAGCAAUUUGGAAUGGAGAAAUUCCAAGGGAUAGAAAUGAGCUGGAACUAAAAGAAUGAGGGCUAGUUGGUGGCAGAAUAAAAAUGAGCAUAUAAUUAAAGUAAAUUAAUUUUAUUGCAAUUGACUUUAAAAAUAAUGAAAAUUAUGCCCUUGGAAAUCUACUUGGCAAUUAUCCUGUUGGACACCAUGGGACUAUUAUUAAGCAAGUUGCCGAGAUCCCACAGUUCUCAGCUAAUAAUGAGGAACUCAUUUGCUUACCGAGUUUAGAAUUUGGCUGAAGAGUUUAUGUUGGGUUAUCUGUAACUCUUUCGAGUACAAACCUGUUUCCAUCUGUUUCAGAUGAAGUUACAUUUUUUCAUAGUUUGCCAUUGUGAGAUUUGAACUCUUGAUCUUGGGGUUACAAACCCAGUACCAUAACCACUUGGCUAUUUAGGCCAAGCCCUUGGGUUAUCUGUAGCUUAACUGUAGCUUAACUCACUGAGCUGUGCUAAUUUUUUUUAUAAUUAGCAUUUUGGGACAAAUCCUGCAUCUUCAAAUGGUAGGUUUAAUAUCCUAACGUUUCUUUAAUUACUUGAAAAGAGACCUUGAUGGGUAAUCGGAGGAGGACAGUCUAUGGCUUAAUCUUUGAAUAAAAGUGUAGACUGUUCAGCUUUUCUAAUGUUGUGGGACAGUAACAUUUAAUGGCGUGUUGCAUGGUGUCAGCUGCUGUUUAUCUGCCUUUGAGAGAUCCAUUUGGCCCUCCCUGCUUAGCCACUUCAAUAUUGAGAGAGACAGGCCUCCUCAAAAUCUGCAAGUCUCCACAGUCGAAACCCAAAAAUGCAAUCUUCCUGACAGCCUCCCCAGCUUCCAAGACAGUUACCACCACCCCUCCACCCCCUUAAGUACUGUGUGCAGGAGAGAGCUAUGCACCCUUGGAAUCUCACCACCCCAGGACCUUCCUCCAAUACUCUUGGUCAGUAGUUUGGCUCCAUCGAUUGACUUCAAGCUCCAGGAACAUCACCUUCAUUGGGGUGAGAUAGCAGGUUGGGUUGACCACCCGUGGUCCUGACCCUUUCUUGGACACGAUGCACCUCUUCUCCUGCAAAUGAAAUGGGACAUUACAAUGAAUAUGCUGUGCUACAAUCAUAACUUCAAAUGUGUGGCCAACAUGUACUUUGGGGGUCAUCGUUUAUGAAUGCUGCUUGCCAACUAUCAGCUGCUGCAAUUCCAUUCCCCCCUUACCCCACCCCACCCCAUAAAACUUGCAGGGUGGCAUGUCUGCACCCCAAAUUCAAGCCAAUUCACACCCUUGCACCCUUCGAUUAUAGGCCCAGCUCCAAAAUCAUCUCACACUCUCACUGUGGCAACUCGAGGUCAUUGAGCCUUUUAUGGUGCUGCAGCUAAAUACUUGGGAUGACCACCAUGGCUGCUGCCGUUUGCUGCGACCUCCAUCCAGGCUGCCUUUGUCUGGCUGGGCAGUCUCCUCUGUCUUUCAGCAUGAAGAUCUCCCACCUAUUUCUCACAACGUGAAGGAGUGCUUGCAGGGAGUCGUCAUCAAACUGCUGGGCCAUCCUGGGUCUGGACCCCUGACCAGCUGGAGGAUUCAUUCUGCCCUCCAUCAGUGAAGAGAUGAGAGUUAAAGGGCUGAUAUUGAGUAUUUUCACAAACAUUUGCUAUUGAUAAAAGGAAUAGGUCAGCUGUGUUCAAAUGUCCUUUCGUCUCUGGGAAGGGUCCUGAAUGACUCUCUAUCAGCACAAUAGUCAUCCACAUUUAAGUCCAAGCUCUUUUCUGUAGGUGCUGCAAUAUUUCAAUUGGUUUAACAGUCUUGUGACAACUUCAGCAUCAAAUGAUAAUUCUUGGUGCAGCUGCCACAGUUCCGUGCCAGGGUUGCCUUUAAAUGGGUGCCAUGACCAACUUUGGAUCACGGCCUGCCCCUUUAGCGCCCAAAUGUCCCACCUUUCUAUUCCUGAUUUGGCGGGCUGCCUGCUGUUGCUCUCUGUUGUUGGCCAGCUUCCCACCAGGCAGCCAUUAAUGGUCACAAGAUGCGCAUUAUUGGGCGCCUGUCAAAGGCGGGGUAGAAGUUUGCAGCCCAUGCACUUCUGGUUUGGACUCCCAAGCAGUGUAAAAUUCAGCCUGUGAAGCACCGCUUGAGCUGCAAAGCGGAUAGCUAUCCUAUUCGAUGAAAUCUGCCUCAUAUAAACACAUACAAGUUAGGAGCAGUAGGUCACUUGGCCCCUCCAGCCUGCUCUACCAUUCAAUAAGAUUGUGGCUGAUCUGAAUGUAACCUCAACCCCACAUUCCUGCCUACCCCUGAUAACCUUUCAUUCCGUUGUUAAAAAUCUAUCUACCUCUGCCUUAAAAAUAAUCGAAGACUCUGCUUCCAUUGCCUUUUGAGGAAGAGAGUUUCAAAGGCUCUGAACCCUCAGAAAAAGUUUCACAUCAUCUCUUAUCUUAAUUGAGCUACCCCUUAUUUAUAGUGAUUCCUAGUUCUUGAUUCUCUCACAAGAGGAAACAUCCUCUCCACAUCCACCCUGUCGAGACCCCUCAGGAUCUUUAAAGUUUUCUAUGAAGUCGCCUCUUACUCUUCUAAA
This is a messenger RNA of Carcharodon carcharias (great white shark), 4877 nucleotides long. RefSeq names its product bcl-2 homologous antagonist/killer-like. The record is from RefSeq and is a predicted model, not a curated record. Gene Ontology annotation, biological process: intrinsic apoptotic signaling pathway in response to DNA damage; extrinsic apoptotic signaling pathway in absence of ligand; regulation of apoptotic process. The coding region runs from base 80 to 958 and encodes 292 amino acids. The transcript is spliced from 6 exons. Gene Ontology annotation, molecular function: protein heterodimerization activity; protein homodimerization activity. Gene Ontology annotation, cellular component: mitochondrial outer membrane. NCBI's taxonomy places the organism in Eukaryota, Metazoa, Chordata, Chondrichthyes, Lamniformes, Lamnidae.